Funneliformis caledonium is the source of this 3927-nucleotide messenger RNA. The record is from the annotation of a GenBank genome assembly. NCBI's taxonomy places the organism in Eukaryota, Fungi, Glomeromycota, Glomeromycetes, Glomerales, Glomeraceae.
AUGUCGAACUCUGAAAGUACUGAAUGCACUACUUUCGAGACACAUACUGCUCAACAACUUUUAAAAGUUCAUGAAGAGCAUGAAGAAACCCAUACUCAAAAUGAAGUCACAACAAAAACUGAUUAUCCGUCUAUUACCAAAAAUCCCGAUUUAACGUCUGCAUCAUAUGAUACGAAUUUUCCUUCUUUAUCGGCAUCAACCGUCACAAAUACAAAACCCUCUUCAGCAUGGGGUACUAAGUCUGGUGUUGCUGCUGUUCGCUCAGGAGUAGCUCUAGGCUCCGUUGGCGAAUAUCAAAAAUCAGCAGCUGAUGAAGGAGCGACUCUCAUGUCAACAACCCAUCAUCCAUCGGUUAAAAAACCAAUUUUUGUGACAGAAAUUCUUGAAUUGCCUGCCUCCCAACAGUUGCAAAAUCAACAGUUGCAAAAGAAAGAGUUCGGUAAUAAAAUCACAACUGUCGACGUUGUUAAGCGCGUUAAAGAUAAGACUAACACACAUAUUGAAGUCUCGACAGGACAUAAAACUGGUAAUACAACUUUUAUAAUCAAAGGGAAACACGAAAAUGUUAUGAGAGCCAAACGUGACUUGCUUGACAAUUUGGCUGUUAAGAGCGAAAAAAUUAUUCAAGUUCCAAUUUCCGUUCGACGCCACAUUCUUGGAACUCGUGGUCAAACUUUACAAUCAAUUACUACUAAAACUGGUGUUAGAAUUCAGCUUCCUACUCGCCAAGAAAACCAUAUUGAAGAAAGAAUUGAACUUGAUUAUGAUGCUGAAGAAGAAAUGAUGGACGUUAAAUUGGAAGGUGAUGCGAAAGGUAUUAGCUUAGCCAUAGAAGAAAUAGAAGCCAUUGUAAUAAAUAACAGGGUAACAAUUACUAAUAUCGAGCACCAGUAUUAUCCACUUAUUUCGGGUGCUCAUAAUUCGCGUAUAAUUCAAAUCAGUCACGAAACUGGUGCUAAAAUUAACGUUCCUCCUUACUUUGCUUCUACGGAAUCAACUGAAAGUCAUGAACAUUCUUCAAGGGAUGCCAUUGUUAUUUUCGGAGAAAGAGAGGCUAUUAAAAGGGCAUCGGAUAAAAUUGAAGAAAUUUACGAGGAAUUGAAAAGUAAUACUACUACUGUGGAAGCUAACAUUCCAAAACGUCAACAUAAGUUUCUAAUUGGACAAAAAGGAUCUAACCUUCAGGAGAUUCUCGAAAAAACCGGUUGUUCAUUGGAACUCGCACCACCAUCAGACCCUUCUGAAAAAGUUAUAAUCCGAGGGCCACAGAAUCAAGUUAUUGCAGCAUUGCAAGCCGUAUACGAUAAAGCCAAUUCAAUUCAUGUUAAAACUUUGGACAUUUCUCAUCUUCACAAGGCCGAUCAACCAUUGGAACAUGCUAAAAAUAUAUUAAAGUAUUUGUGGAAUAGAAACAAGUUGAAAAAGAUUGAAAGCGAUACAGGCAUUCAAAUCAUUGUACCAAAAGGACCUUUAGUUGUUUUAGAAUUCGUUGGUAAGGUUUCUAAAGAAGUGGAAAAUGCACAAACAGAAGUGGACAAGGAAGUGGAGCAUGCACGAAAAGAAGUUCGUGAAAUAGUUAAGGAUUUGUCUCCAAAUUGUUUCGCGAUUGCGUCUAUCGAACCUCAUUUGCAUCGACAUAUAAUUGGUCGUAAAGGGCAAAAUCUCCAACGAGUAAAAGAUACAUAUGGUGUUGAGAUCAUUGUUCCUGACGAAAAAGAUGAUAGUCCGGAUAUAUUGAUUGUCUUCGAGGGAAAGCGUGAAGAAAUUCCUUCCGAUAAGAAAGAAAAGGAGGCUUAUAUUAAAGAUGUUUUAGAACAAGCUAAAGCCGAACUAAUAAAAGCGGGUCAGGAUGCUUCGGAUUUUGCUACACAAACUCUCACGAUCCCAGUACGUUUCCAUCGAUAUAUUAUCGGACCAAAAGGUAGCACGCUUAAUGGAAUUACCGGAGGCAUUGAUGCACCUGUUUCUGUUAAAUUUGGAUCAUCUCGAACUGGUGCAGCUGAACGUUCAGCUAACGCUGAAGGUAAAAGGCUUGUGAAUGUGCCGAUUUCUGAUGAUAUCGUUAUUAUUAAAGGUCCAACUGAUGAAGUUGAAAGAGUUGUAAAUCAAAUUAAUCAUGUAGUCGAAAAUGCUAAACAUGUCGAGAUCAUGAAAUCUUAUACCGAGGAAUUCACCUUCCCUGCUCAAUUUUCAGCUCAUGUCAUUGGUAAAGGUGGUGCGCAUGUAAACCGCCUUAAGGAAAAUUUAAAUGUUAGAAUUGAUAUCGAAGGUGGCCCCAAAGGGGAAGAAAAAAAAACCAAUCCGGGCGAAAACGUUAAAGUUACUAUUACAGGAGUGAAGUGCAAUGUGGAAGAGGCCAAAGUAAAAAUAAUGGAUUUGAUAGAUAAAUUGCAAGAUGCUACUGUAGUCCCCUUAAUAGUUCCUGCCGAAUACCAUAGGUCAUUGAUUGGCACAAAAGGUCGUUAUGUGAAACGUCUCGAAGAAAAAUAUGGAGUACAAAUUCGUUUCCCAAGAAUUAAUGGAGAAUAUGAAGAAGAUACAUGUGCUCAAAACCCUGACGAAGUUAUUAUAAAAGGUGGGAAAAGGGGAGUACAUGAUGCAAAGGCAGAAUUGUUGGAAUUACUAGAUUAUGAAAGAGAUCAUGAUCAUUCUAUUAACUUCAAAAUUCCUGCUAAAUAUCUCCCCCAUAUUGUCGGUAAAAGCGGUUCUAGAAUAUCAGAAAUCAAGACAUCUACCUUUACACGUAUUGAUCUAGGUCAUCCAGAAAUUCCGGAAGACGGUUCAGAACAACAAGUAGUAAAUGUUGUUAUUCACGGAACCAAGUCUGAUAUUUGCGACGCUCAAGAAAAAAUUCUUAAUAUUGUAAAGGAACUUGAAGAUCAGAUUACGAUUACUAUGCAUAUAGAUCCUCAACAUCACAAAUACUUAAUUGGUUCACGUGGAAGCCGUAUUCGUGAAAUUGUUGCAAAUGCAAGUGAAACGGAAGAAACAAGUGGCCAUGCUAGUAUUGUAAAGUUCCCUCGCUAUGGUGAUAACAGUGAUGAAGUGAUUCUCAAAGGAGAGAAAAGUCUCGUUGAAAAAGUUAAAACUGAGUUGGAAAGAUUAGUUGAAGAACAAAGUAACUUAAAAGUUGGCAUGGUACAAAUUCCACGUACUCAGUACUCCAUAUUAAUCGGUCGUAAUGCUAGUCAACUCAAAGAACUUCAAACUCGCUAUGAUGUCGAAAUUCAAUUUCCCGGUUCACGAUCAUACUAUGAAACUCCUACUGCGGAAAUUUUGAGUAAUGAAGUUGAAAAUAGUGAAGAAGCGGUCAAAAUUAUUGGUAAAGCGGAAAAUAUUGAAGCCGCUAAAGUCGAUAUUUUAUCUAGGAUAAGAUAUACUCAUAUUGUGAAUGUACCUCGUAAAUUUCACAAUUCUAUUCUUACACAUGUACGAAAACUUCGAAACGAAUUUAAUGUCAUUGUCGAUCAUGGCGAAGUAACGCCUGAAAAAAUUGAUUCUCAACCUAAGAAACCUAACGGAAAUAUGGUAUCAACAAAAAGAAUUGAUGAUGAUGAAAAUCCUCAAGAAAACGAUGGAGAAUUAAAGUGUGAAAUUGUUGAAAAUGAAGAAGUAUAUGGGGAGAUUCCUUGGAGUUUGAAAGGGGAGAAAUCGCAAGUCGAAAAGGCAGAGUUAUAUAUAAAAGAGUUAUUGGAAGGAUCGGUUAACUUUACUCAUACGGGAUAUAUCUCAGUUCCUCAUCAAUUCCAUCGUCACAUUAUUGGUCGACUUGGUGCAACUAUUAGUCGUAUUCGCAAUGAAAGUAAAUGCAAUAUAGAAGUACCUAAAAUCCAAGGUGAUGAUAUAGUGAUCGUAACUGGAACACGAGAAGGGAUUGAAGAAGCACGCAAGUUAAUGAAUUCCGUUGUAGAACGUGUUGGAAGAUGA